GAGUGGUGAGUAGUUGCUGACGCAAGGGGAUUCAGUGGGCCCGUGGCAGCGCAGUGAGUGGACACUGGUAAACGAUGAAGGCUAUGGGAACCGAAGGAAAAGGUCCACCAUUCACUCAGUGACACCUGGACGGACUGAAGGUGUCGUCUUAUUUACGUUAUUGGAUGUCAAGGAUUUGGACUACAUUCGUGAGGGUCAAGACGUGGAAGACCUUUGGUGGUUAGAAACUGAACGUUUACAGUAGCGGUUCUGGAAAGUGAAAGUAGAAUUACGUUAGCGUAUGAACUUUAUAGAAAGCCUUUUGGAAAGUCCAAUUAUUCAUCGAGAAUCUUGUGUUCUUGCUCAACCAAUACUUUUUUUUUUAAUCAAUUUAUCUCUGUGGCGGUACGUAUCUGUUCAUGCUGUCAUUCUGAGUAAAUGUUAAUUGUUAAUUUAGGCUAGACCGGCGACUGGUCAAACGAACCAUUAAGUUAUAGUUGUAGUCCUUUAUUUCGGGUUAAUAAUCACCAGAAAUAAAAGUCGUGUUGGCCGGGAUAAACAUUUACCUAAGAACUGUUUGACCAUGCUUCAAAAUGGUAAAACCAAAGAGGAAAAGUCUUCAGAACAGUCACAGACCCAGGCAGAGCCUCAAACUCAACCAGGGAUGGGGGAAGACGCUGCGCUAAAGACUGACAGUGACUCCACACACUUCCCUAUGCCAGUUUACCCUAAAGUGGAGAUCAAGCGCAACGCGGUGACUGACGAAUACAAAAUCUCUAGCCAAGUCUUGGGUUUGGGUAUCAACGGCAAAGUCUUACAGUGCUUCAACAAGAAGACCGGGGAGAAAUGCGCCUUAAAGAUACUCUAUGACAGUCCAAAGGCGAGACGAGAAGUAGAGCUGCACUGCCGGGUUUGUGGAGGGCCCUAUAUUGUGAGGAUCAUCAGCCUGUAUGAGAACAUGCACCAUGGCAAGAAGUGCCUUCUCAUCAUCAUGGAAUGUAUGGAAGGGGGAGAGCUCUUCAGCAGAAUCCAGGCCCGGGGAGACCAGGCCUUCACAGAGAAAGAGGGGUCAGAGAUCAUGCGUGACAUUGGGACGGCCAUCGAAUUCCUCCACAACGUAAACAUCGCACAUCGAGACAUCAAACCAGAGAACCUGCUCUACACAAGUAAGGAGACCAAUUGUGUGCUCAAGCUCACAGACUUUGGCUUCGCCAAAGAGACCACGCUGCACAACCCCUUGCAGACACCCUGCUACACGCCAUACUACGUGGCGCCGGAGGUCUUGGGCCCAGAGAAGUAUGACAAAUCAUGUGACAUGUGGUCUCUGGGCGUGAUCAUGUACAUUUUGUUGUGUGGCUUCCCACCUUUCUACUCGAACACGGGCCAAGCCAUCUCCCCGGGGAUGAAGCGGCGCAUUCGGAUGGGCCAGUACGAGUUCCCCAAGCCAGAGUGGGCCGAGGUGUCCCAGGAAGCCAAAGACUUGAUUACUCAGCUACUGAAGACAAACCCCAAUGAGAGAAUGACCAUUGUACAGUUCAUGAACCACCCAUGGAUCAAUCAAUCAAUGGCGGUCCCAGCAACACCACUUCACACUUGUCGGGUUCUGAAUGAAGACAAAGCCACGUGGGAAGACGUGAAGGAGGAGAUGACCUGCGCUCUGGCCACCAUGCGUGUGGAUUACGACCAGGUGACGCUCAAAGACCUGGACAUCUCCAACAACCCGCUGCUCAACAAGCGGCGCAAGAAGGCUGCCUCUGGGGGCAAGGGCGGAGGUACUGUGUGCAACAGUCAAUAGCCAGAGGGAGGAAUGAGGAAUGAGCAGUGGAGUGGAGUGGAGGGGGGAGGUGCACUCCUCCAGGCCUCCAUGAGAGAAGGGGACCUGGACAUGAAGGACGAUGAGAAAACAGAGCUGAAGAGAUGAAAAGAAUGGCUGAAGAAAAGGCCAAACUGUAAAAAUGCAGCCAUGAGGGGCUCUUGACUGUGUAGUUCCCUUAUGGAGGCGGUUUGAGGAGUGUUUUCAUAUCGCCAUGACUGAGGACCGCUGGUAUCAGUAGCCUACAAGCUGUUUUAUCUGUGUAAAUGCGUGUGUGUGUCUGUCUGUCUGUCUGUCUGUGUGUGUGUGUGCGCACGCAUCAGUGCGCGUGGCUUGUUUUGCAAUAUUUUAUAUACUUCAGCAGCUAAGUAAUGUAUUGGCAUGAUUUGGAGUGUUUGUGUGUGUGUGUGUGUUUCUAGACUGUGUGUGUGUGUGUGUGUGUGUGUUUAUAAGGGCAAGCUCUUGUGCUUGCUGUAUGGAACAGUUUAUUCCCUCUACACGUGAGAGGAAACUGUCUCUCUCUCUCUCCUUAGCUCACCCCCACUCCUGUCUGUGAUUAAAGCAAACCUUUAGCCCAACAAUGAUAUGAGUCUUUUGAGCUCUGACUGAAGAUAUGUGUAUGGUUCCAAGUGUUUGUAUUGGUGUCUCUGGUGUGCCUGUAGUCACACAAGGAUUGUGGAGGGAUUGUGUUUGGGCUUAGCGCUUCAACACCAACAGUUCACUCCAGAGACUAUCCUGUAACUGUCGCUGUGUACUGUUUUUUGAUGUUGAGUCCUUUUAUCAGGAUUAAAAAUGAAUUGAAUUUUGAAA
Molecule: messenger RNA, 2602 nt
Organism: Clupea harengus (Atlantic herring)
Lineage: Eukaryota; Metazoa; Chordata; Actinopteri; Clupeiformes; Clupeidae
Gene: mapkapk3
Product: MAPK activated protein kinase 3
Biological process (GO): protein phosphorylation
Molecular function (GO): ATP binding; protein kinase activity
Source: RefSeq, a predicted model, not a curated record